Molecule: messenger RNA, 1256 nt
Organism: Salvia miltiorrhiza (redroot sage)
Lineage: Eukaryota; Viridiplantae; Streptophyta; Magnoliopsida; Lamiales; Lamiaceae
Exons: 3
Coding region: 41-694 (217 amino acids)
Source: RefSeq, a predicted model, not a curated record
GGGUUGUUUAGGGGCCUUAGAUGGCACUUACGUAAGUGUCAUGGUUUCUAACGAAGACAAACCCCGGUAUAGAACAAGGAAAGGACAAAUAUCUACAAAUGUGCUUGGUGUUUGUGAUCGUAAUUCGAAUUUCAGUUAUGUUCUAACCGGAUGGGAAGGAUCUGCGGCGGACUCUCGCAUCUUACGUGAUGCAAUAAAUAGGCCUCAUGGCCUGAAGGUCCCAAAGGGGAAAUACUAUGUGUGUGAUAACGGAUACGCGAAUAGUGAUGGUUUUCUAACUCCUUUCAAAGGUGUUAGAUACCAUUUAAAAGAGUGGGAGCCGAACCAUGCAAGACCACAAAAUAAAGAAGAGCUAUUUAAUUUGAGACAUAGUAAGGCAAGAAACGUGAUAGAGCGAGCAUUUGGCAUAUUGAAGAUGAGAUGGGGUAUCCUUAGAUCCCCAUCAUUUUAUCCAAUUCGGGUUCAGAAUAGACUCAUCAUGGCAGCCUUCUUACUCAACAAUUUCGUUCGAAUGGAAAUGCCAAUUGACCCCAUAGAACAACAGCUAGACGCUACGCCUCAAGACAAUGGGGGUAUGGACAUAGAUGCGAGUAAUGAUGAAUUCAUAGAAGUCGUUGAUUGCUCCCCCCAAUGGAAUGCGGCGCGUAAUGCCUUGGCCGAAGCUAUGUGGUUGCAAUAUUUGAAUUCUAAUUAGGAUGGUCGCCUCUUCCGAGAUCCCUCAAUGUAGUUGUGGCAAUGGAAAUAUGACCCUCAAGUGCGCCGGAUAUGGAUCACGGAAUCCCGGGCGUCUAUACUACAAAUGUCCAACGGGUAAGGAUCAUUGGAAUGAUUUUCAUUGGUAUGACGAGUACCACCGGCUUGGCACACAAGUUGUUACUUCGACUAUCGGCUCUCCUCGAAGCUUAGGUUUCAGCCAACCAACAACAUCUCCGCCAAGAUCCCCUCGUGCCGUCAACAAUGUUGAUUUCCUUGGAAACGGAUUGACGUCGGCCCGUGGAUAUUUGGAGUUAUCUUGCGCCGUUCUAUAUCUUACAAUAGUUGUUAUAAUUCUCGGUAUUGCUAUUGGUAAAAUUAUGUGAGGGCUUCUGAGUUGGUACUCUGCUACAGUUUCCUUUGAAGUUUUCGGUUUUAUUUUUUUUGCUUUAGGUUCAAACAAUUUCUGGUAAUGUUUGUAAGACAAUUGGCUUUAUGACUCCCUGAUUCGCCACCUGUUAUUUGUACCCUAUUUCAAACUUCUCAUGUUAUUAAUUAUACGG